Drosophila montana is the source of this 3501-nucleotide messenger RNA. RefSeq lists its product as uncharacterized. Gene Ontology annotation, molecular function: chitin binding. NCBI's taxonomy places the organism in Eukaryota, Metazoa, Arthropoda, Insecta, Diptera, Drosophilidae. The coding region runs from base 313 to 2946 and encodes 877 amino acids. The transcript has 7 exons. The record is from RefSeq and is a predicted model, not a curated record. Gene Ontology annotation, cellular component: extracellular region.
AGUGGACCAUUGCCCCGCUGUUGUAAUGACAAUCGAUGACAUAAUGUGAUAAAUGUGAUAUAUGUGAUAUAUGUUGGUUGGAAUUUACGCAUGCUGUGAUUCACUCGGGCGAGAACAAUCUGAUAGCUAUAUAUAUACACAUAUGUAUAUGGAAUUUGAGGCCAUGCUGAUAAACAGUAUUCAAUUAGACUAAAAAGAAAUGCAUGUUCUUAUCAGAUUUUCGGAAGUUCGAUCGGCAGAAAUCAAGCCCAUAAAUUCAAAGGAAAUGUCGCCGUGAGAGCUCAGUUCAAAAACCAAGCUGAAGUCAACAAAAUGUCCAAAUCGUCGCUUCUUUUCGCGCUAGUCUUCAUAUUCUGGUCACAGACCAUAAAUGCCGACAUCUUCGAGGAGUGCUCGGAUGCGGAGGCCGAGAGCUUCGUCUCCAGCUACGAGAGCUGCCAGGCGUAUGUCUACUGCGAUGGCGACGACUCCAUACUGGGCCAAUGCGAUGAUGGGCAAUACUUUGAUCCCGAAUCGGGCACGUGCGACGAUGCGGAAAAUGUGCAGUGCUUUCUGGACGAGGUCGAUGAGCCGCCCGUGGAGGAGGAGCCAGAGGAGCCAGCUGUGGUGCCAACACAAGAGCCGGAACCAACGCCGCCAACCAUGGACACGCCCGCCCAAGUGGAUGUCGUUAAUGUGGCGCCCAUUGUGAAGCCCAGCUGCCCGCAGAGCGACGAUCCCAGCCAGGUCAUAUUUAUGGCCAACAACGAGUCGUGCACGGACUACUAUCUGUGCUAUCACGGCCAUGCCAUGCAGAUGCAGUGCACCAAUCAGCUGCAUUUCAAUCCACGCACCGGACAGUGCGAUUAUCCGGAGAAUGUGCACUGUGCGCUGGAUGAGCCAGCGGCGCACAAAUGCCUGCCACACAUGACCGACUUCUUUCCGCAUCCGGACAAGUGCAGCUAUUUCUACUACUGCAUCAAGGGCUUCCUCACGCUGCAGCAGUGCCCCUUCUACUACGGCUGGGACAUCGAGAGGCGCAGCUGCGUGCAGCUGAACGUGGCCAAAUGCUACGGCAACUCCCGACGUGCACAAUCCGUACGCAUUGACAUCCGGCCGAUCGUCGCCGUCGUCGUGGUCGUGGCCAGCGUCGUCAUGGCAGCCGAGUUUCCGGAAUGCGAUUCCGUGGCUGCCGAGACAUUCAUUAACCACACGCGACCCAAUUGCAAUCAUAGCUUAAUUUACUGCGAUGGCGACAGCUCGCAGUUCUGCGAUUCCACCGUACUCUGCGACCUGGAAUACACCUGCCCGCUGGCUGCAGACGGCAGCACGAACAGCUCCACGCUGCUGCCAGUGCCCGCCGACGAGGUGCCCGCCUCAACGGCCAGCUCCACCGAAUCCAGCGAAUCCACGUCCGCCUCGACGGCGUCUCCUCUGGAUGUGCGUGCGCUGUGCCGGCGCGGUGUGACCAAGAAGUACAUGUAUCCCGGCAAUUGCAACUAUUACUAUUACUCGCCUCUAAACGCCUAUAAAGCGGCCGACUCCGGCUGCGGAUCUCAACAGUAUUUGAUGUUGAAACUUCUAGCAAUUGUCUUUGGCUGCCAGCUGGCCUUGCUGGGCUCCCAGGCGGUACGGGCGGCAUUCCUGCAGGAGUGCGAGGGCGUCAUCAUUAGCCGUGUGCCCAAUCCGAAUACCGAGUGCAGCGAAUAUGUUUUCUGCAAUGGUGACGAUUCCUACUACUGCAAUGGCGAUUGCAUCGAGCCGGUUAGCUGCUACGGCUCGAAUGACACGGAGCCAACCACGUCGCCGGAGAGCACUACGCUCAACACUCCGCUGCCAACGGCAGAGUCAGCUCCAAGCAGCAGCAGCAGCAAGAGCUCAACCAGCACCAGGAGUACCUCCAGCAGCACCUUGACCAGCACCACCACGACGAGCACCACCACGACGAGCACCACCACGACGAGCAGCCUCCAAGUGAUCUGUCGCCGGAGCGGUCAGAACGGCGUCUAUCCUUAUCCGGCGAACACAAACUAUUAUUAUCAAUGCAUCGCCGGUUAUCUGCUGCUGCAGCAGUGCCCGCAGCAUUUCCGAUUCGAUGUAGCGCUGAGCCAAUGCACUGGCUCAAACCCUUAUCAAUUAGGCUUGACACACAUUCAAAUGGACUACAACUGGAAACUUUUUGACAUCUACUUGCUGCUGCUGCUGUGCUCCACGUUGUCAACGUCUCGGAUGCAGUGGAACAUCCGCAAACCCACAAAUUCGGUGACCAUACGACAGAGCGCUGUGAGCAUGUGCUUGAAUCAUGCGAGCGGCAGCUUUGUGGAGCAUCCCGACGACUGUCGCAUGUUCUAUUUGUGUCAGGAUAACGGCGAUGCUGUGCUUGCCUCUUGCCCGUCCAAUAUGUAUUACAAUAAGGAGAACAAAAUCUGUGAUACGGCUGACAAUGCUAAGUGCAAGAAUAGCACCAGCGGCGAGAUCAGCAAUGCACCUGACACCGACGAAAAUGAGCUAAACAACAUGGUCACGGAUGCGGCUACUUAUUGUGCUACGUUAACGCCACAGGCGGGCACUGAUCGGAUUGUGUAUAUAGGCAGCUCGAGCAGUUGCAAUAAUUAUUACAUUUGCUAUUAUGGACAGGCUAUACUGCAAGAGUGCAGUGUGGAGCUGCACUGGAAUGCAGUGACGGCCAAAUGUGACUUACCGGAGCGCGCGAAAUGCACGCUGGAGGAGAAUACGGUGCCUGUGCAGCCGCCUAGUGAUAUUGCCAGCGAGCUUUUGCAUUGCCCGGCCUAUGGACAGCAUCUGUAUCCGCAUAUGCAGCGCUGCGAAUUCUUCAUUUAUUGUGUUAAAGGUCAUGCAACCUUGCAGCAGUGCCCGUUUUACUACUUUUUCGAUGUGAUUUCCAAGACCUGUCAGUGGUCACGCACGGCGUUGUGUGCGAGGGAUUUGAAUUUUCCGCGCCAUUAGUAAUAAGAUAAUCGAUACCGACCGUGCCACAAAAACACAAAAGAGUGACCGUAUCGGUACCAAUUAAUCGAUACUAAGUAUCCGUCGAAUUGAGUCGAUUAAUAUUUGUCGUGAUGUCAUGCCAUAAAACACCAGAAUUUUCUAUGUGACGGUCACACUGUUGUUGGCCUGGCCACUGUUUACACGAACUUUUUUAUAAUUAAAAUGAUAAAUUGUGCAGCGCAGCUAAAUAAGAUGAAUUAAAUAAUAAAACCAAAAAUAUAGCUUAAAUAUGUCCUUACUAAAACUCAGGAUACAAGUUUUACGAGCAACAACAAAGUAAAGAAAAAGGGAAGGAGUUAUUUUUUUAUUGAAAAAUCGCUACGAAUCCGAAUCAAUAAUAAAAUUGAGUAGUUUACUUGGUAACAGUUAACAUCUGCAGCUGGUGAGUGUGUAUGUGUGUAGCUAUCAUAUAAACAGUAUAAGCAUCAGCCAAAAAAACAAAAAACAAGCCCACACAAAAAGCUUAACACAUUCCAUAACAGCCAAAAGGCCGAUCAAGUUUGCUGAAAAGGC